This is a messenger RNA of Naegleria fowleri, 384 nucleotides long. RefSeq lists its product as uncharacterized. The transcript has a single exon. The coding region runs from base 1 to 384 and encodes 127 amino acids. NCBI's taxonomy places the organism in Eukaryota, Heterolobosea, Eutetramitea, Acrasida, Naegleriidae. The record is from RefSeq and is a predicted model, not a curated record.
AUGUUUGAAUCGUUUGACUCUUCCGUUGCCGCCUCAGACUUCCAGUUGCCACGCGAACGACCCUCUUCCACAAGAAGUUCUUGGGGUUUACGAUCUUCGACAAAUCUCAAAGAAAAAACAGUCAAAUUUGUUCGAGGAGAAGUGUUUCGACAUUUAAAUUUGAGCAUUUAUACCAAAACUGGACUCUUGUUGCAAGUACUGAGAGAGGAAUUUGAAGAUGAACGAUUAUCUUACUUAUUAGAUCCACUAACGAAAAAAGAAGUUUCCUAUGAAGAGUUGUUCAAGUUAGAGGCGGUGUUAGUGUUGGAAGAUGCUGAUGAUGCAGAUUAUAUGGUACAUUGUUAUUUAAAAAGUUUGAGCAAUCGCAGCAAUUACAUGCUUUAA